AUGGAGCCUGUACGUGAAAAAGCAUUUCAAGAUUAUCGUAAAAAACUAAUGGAGCACAAAGAAGUCGAAUCGAGACUCAAAGACAUGAGAGAGCAGUUAAAAGACCUCACAAAGCAGUAUGACAAAAGUGAAAAUGAUUUAAAGGCCUUGCAAAGUGUUGGCCAGAUUGUUGGUGAAGUAUUGAAACAACUGACGGAAGAGAAAUUCAUUGUCAAGGCUACAAAUGGUCCUCGCUAUGUAGUGGGCUGCAGACGUCAGUUAGACAAGAAUAAGUUGAAAGGAGGUACUAGAGUAGCACUAGACAUGACUACACUCACUAUAAUGAGGCAUUUACCGAGAGAGGUGGAUCCUUUAGUAUACAAUAUGAGUCACGAAGAUCCAGGUGAUGUCACUUACUCAGCUAUUGGAGGUCUACAGGAGCAGAUCAGGCAGCUGAGAGAGGUUAUUGAACUGCCACUCCUGAACCCAGAAUUAUUUGUGCGUGUGGGCAUCACCCCACCCAAAGGAUGCCUUCUAUAUGGACCCCCAGGAACUGGAAAGACUUUGCUUGCUAGGGCUGUUGCUUCACAACUUGAUGCUAACUUCUUAAAGGUAGUGUCAUCUGCAAUCGUGGACAAAUAUAUAGGCGAGUCAGCUCGUCUCAUUCGUGAGAUGUUUAACUAUGCAAGAGACCAUCAACCGUGUAUCAUAUUCAUGGACGAGAUUGAUGCUAUUGGUGGUCGUCGUUUCUCGGAAGGUACCAGCGCCGACCGUGAGAUUCAACGAACCCUCAUGGAGCUAUUGAACCAGAUGGACGGCUUCGACUCUCUGGGUCAAGUGAAGAUAAUCAUGGCUACCAACAGGCCUGAUACCCUCGACCCGGCUUUACUGAGACCCGGACGUCUCGACAGGAAGAUUGAAAUUCCAUUGCCUAAUGAGCAAGCUAGACUGGAGAUUCUUAAAAUCCACGCGGGGCCCAUCGCUAAACAUGGUGAGAUGGAUUAUGAGGCGGUGGUGAAACUAUCUGACACAUUCAACGGAGCGGAUCUUCGGAAUGUCUGCACUGAGGCUGGCCUCUUUGCUAUCAGAGCAGAGAGGGAGUAUAUUAUACAGGAGGAUCUCAUGAAAGCGGUGCGUAAGGUCGCCGACAAUAAGAAACUCGAGAGCAAGUUGGAUUACAAGCCUGUUUAA
Molecule: messenger RNA, 1170 nt
Organism: Leptosia nina
Lineage: Eukaryota; Metazoa; Arthropoda; Insecta; Lepidoptera; Pieridae
Source: the annotation of a GenBank genome assembly